AGCUGCCCUAGCAACUCCACGGAGGAACCAACCAUAAGCGAGCUGGGGGCGAAUUUGCGUUUUCUGUGAAGGCAAGAAGAGCGAUCUUGUAAAUUCGAAGGAUCUGUGCUCACCGGACCUACUGACUCAAUGGCUUUGAGGAAAAACAGAGCGAUAUAAAAAACGAAUUGAUACAGGACCACGCGUCUUCAGAGAAGGAUUAGCGAGAGUGGUCUUUGUGCCUCCUUCAUCUCACACAUAGGCUGUCGUUUCUGCAUGACACGGGAAUAGUUUCCAGACCGUUAGUGGUGCCUGCACUCGAGACGACUGUACUGUAAAUGCUUAUUUGCAUUUAAUAUGACGUUAUCACGGAGCAACCUAACUAAGCGUCGCUAGGGUUGUAGUUAAAUACGUGGUCUGAUCAUAUCUUAAUGCAAUAUCUCAACUUCAUUGUAUACUUGGUGGCUCAUUCAUUGUAAGGAAUUUCUUUGGGAUCUUCAAGAAUGUUGGAGGGUUAGUUGAAAUGACAGUUUGGAGUCUUGUCGAUGCUAGAUUAUUUAGUUUGACAAUGACAGUAAAAAACAGGGACAUGUAAAUCCCUUAGGAAAAUUUAGGAAGUGGAAGUCAGUGAUGAGCCAUAAUGGGGCAUCGUAGCGAAUUAUCAGCGAGGAUGACCCACCGAAGUAGCCCCGCAAAAGCCUACGACUUUCUUCUGAAAUUUCUUCUGGUGGGUGACAGCGACGUUGGCAAAGGAGAGAUACUGGCCAGUCUCCAGGAUGGAGCCAGCGAGUCACCCUAUGGAUACAAUAUGGGAAUAGACUAUAAGACGACCACCAUUCUGCUGGACGGGCGGCGAGUGAAGCUUCAGCUGUGGGACACCUCUGGACAAGGUCGUUUCUGCACCAUAUUCCGUUCUUAUUCCAGAGGUGCACAGGGUGUAAUCCUUGUUUAUGAUAUUACAAAUCGCUGGUCCUUCGACGGCAUCGACAGAUGGAUCAAAGAGAUUGACGAGCAUGCACCAGGCGUGCCCAAGAUCCUGGUGGGGAACCGUCUGCACCUGGCGUACAAGCGUCAGGUGAGCACCGAGAACGCGCAGGCCUUUGCCGAGCGACUGGGAGUGACGUUUUUCGAAGUCAGCCCGCUGUGUAACUUCAACAUCACCGAGUCCUUCACGGAGCUGGCUCGAAUCGUACUGAUGCGUCACGGCAUGGAACGGCUCUGGAAACCCAACAAAGUGUUGAGUUUGCAGGACCUCUGCUGUCGUUCCAUAGUGUCGUGUACUCCUGUCCACCUGGUGGACAAGCUGCCACUGCCGGUCGCCUUAAAGAGCCAUCUGAAAUCUUUCUCCAUGGCCAACGGCCUCAACGCCAGGAUGAUGCACGGACGCUCCUACUCAGUUAUCGCCAACAACGCCAAGAAGAGGGGCGGGCCGAAAAAAUCCAAACUUAUAUACCCUCCGCUAAGCCCGUCCCAGAGCUGUGCCAGGACCAGCUGCAAGAUUUCAUAGCACCCAACCACGUUGCGUCUGCGCCCUCGAAACACACACCUCUGCUAGGUUCUGUGGCUAAAAGCAGUCGAGCAGGUCGUCAAACAAACGCCGACUACCCGGGACACGCUUAGAACAGCGCUAAUGUCUGGUUAUAGCCGUUCAGGCCUCCAAUUUACACCAACAAGGAAUUCUACACUUCUGUGUUUGACUGUAUCCAAACGUGUUUCUGUGAAGAGAUUGAAUGGACACACAUGAGAGAUUUGUCUCAAAGUGCAGCUGAGCCGUUUUGAAUAUGUUUACAAAAAAAGAAAAAAAAAAGUGUCGUGAUUUCUUUUUCUUUUUUUUGUGUGUGUAAAAAAAAGUGUGUUGAUACUCGGUGGUACUGCAUUUGCGUUUUUGUUCUAGCGCGCUUUUUGUGCGAGGCAAAAGAGAACUUGUUUAAAAGAGCACGUGAAUUGCUAGCGUAGCUCUUUUGAUAACUACAUUUACGAUGUUCUUCGAUAUAACAGCGCUCCACUACGUACCAAACUGAUUAUGAAGUCAUACCAGCUCAAUAUUUGAAUUUGACUUAACUCUGACACUGCAGGGGAAAAUGACAUGAGUAAUGCACCUCUUUGUAUCGUGUAUUAAUGAAGUGUCAUUGUGUUUGAUACUUUGUUGUAAUGAUGAAUAUUGUAUUUCACUUUUGCCGUAACUAAUAUUGUAAUAUUUUGUAUGUUUUCGAUACCAAAGAAGUGAGAUGCGAUUGACUGAAAAAAAAGAGAGCAUUGUAUGAGAGGGCAGGUUGAUUAUUGAUGGACACAACAAUAUUGUUUCAAAUAAACACUGAAAACAAAAAGGA
Messenger RNA from Chanos chanos (milkfish), 2309 nucleotides. RefSeq names its product RAB40B, member RAS oncogene family (gene rab40b). The record is from RefSeq and is a predicted model, not a curated record. Lineage: Eukaryota; Metazoa; Chordata; Actinopteri; Gonorynchiformes; Chanidae. Gene Ontology annotation, molecular function: GTP binding; GTPase activity. Gene Ontology annotation, biological process: intracellular signal transduction. The coding region runs from base 620 to 1486 and encodes 288 amino acids. The transcript is spliced from 6 exons.